CGUGUCAUGUUACAUUCGUAGGAAGCAUACACAAUCUUCGAUUUCCCACGUAUCUGAAUCUGAUACUACUUAUUACUUGAUGCACCAAUCAUCAACUUAUGAUGGAUAUAAAAUCAUAGCUCUCUGGGGACUACGCCGCUUCCAUGAUCCAGCCAUACACACAUGUAAUUUCCACCGUUCUCGUCUUGUCAACAUGGGAUGGGUUCGCUCGUUUGUCAAAUUUCGUGGAAAAGCUUACACUAUGCCUUAUGAACUCAAUAAGGUUUCAAGUAUAUACCAAGAUGCUGAAUCGGUGCCAAAAUUAAUACUUACCGGCAAAAGAAACUUUCGCUUACCACUCGUCGUCGUGCUUUUAAUCAAUUAGAGUUUGCGAAAGUGGAUGGAAAGUCGAGACUCCCAUCGAUUGGAAAUAUAUUCCAGAGGAAAUAUCCUCAAAUUUAAGCUCCUGAAUUUUCGAAUCAAGUACAUGAGAGGGUCUCUCGAAGCCCUGGAGACCCUUUGCUUUAGAUUGCGUUGGUUGCGAAAUAUAAUUCACCUUUGUGCAAUUCGCUUUUUCAUGGCCACACACUUUUCUAUUCGGUCGUUAUGGCAGGCCGAAGGACUUCUCAUCCCAUGAGGUUGAAUCAUUAUUUGCCCAUGGCCAAUCACAGCCACAAGGCCUCGGAUUUGCAGGAUGUUAUGGAGUUGAAGGAUCAAGGAAAGGAUUCGCACCAUUUCCCUAAAACAGACCACGAGCGAGAAACCUCAUAUACAUUCCAUACAAUCGAAAUGGAGGACCAAAGAAUCGAAUCGCAUGACAUUCCCAAGACAAAUCAUGAUGAAAAAACUCCAUAUGCUUUUCAUACCAUCGACAUGGAAGACGAAGAAAAAAGACCGUAUCCCAUUCGAGUGGAUUCGCUACAAUCAACUCAUUCUAUGCAAUCUGAGCAUUCCGAGACGGGGAGAAGUCAUUCAACAAUUAGACCACUCGAUACACAAGAAGAGGACUUGGUGGGAAAGUCGGAACCAAGUCACCAUUAUCACGAUGGUAUCUUCUGGCGCUCACCAAUUUUGAUGGGUGGAAAUUUGUUCGUUGGAAUUAUUGCUAGUAUUGCUCAUCAUGUAUUUUAUAGUUGCAUGGUGGGAAAGCAGGUGGGAGAUGAUUAUUCUCAACAGUGGACUUUGAGAUAUGGAACAACCUUUGCUUUUGUUUCACAAGUAUGUCUCGUCAGCUCAGUUGGAUUUGCUUAUACACAAUGGCUUUGGAAAUCUUUGUAUCACAAGGAUACGAAAGUUUCUGUUAAUUGUCUUGAUGCUGCUUUCGUUGCCGAUACAUCUGUUUUAUCAAUUUUGAACACAGAAAUGCUUUGGAAGCUUAAAUUGGGGUCUUUACUUGCGAUAGUUGCAUGGUUAGUCUUUUUUGGAUUUUGUUAUGCGUGGCCAUUUUCAACGACUCUACCCAUCGGCUCUCUACUCACUCCCGGUACACUCUACGUUGUACCCAGUUCCAAAUCCAUUCAUACAUACGCCAAUGUCUCUUCCCUUGACAUGUAUGGUCAUGAUCAACCUUCAAGAUUCACAUACUCAGCACCUGUGAAUGUCACAGAUGGUGUACAACACGCACUAUUUCUUGGGCCACGAACAAUCAUUACACGUCUAUCGACUGCCACUGCAACACAAGGGGAAAUCCUACCAAUAAAUGCACCUUUCUCCAACGCAACAUAUGAUGUACAAUUUUACGGACCUAUUGUCAAGUGUAAUGAAGCUGAUUCAACUACCGCCACGAUCAUACAAAAUCUUCGAGAUGAAUCUGUCGCCAAUAUCACAGGAUCAGUUACAGAGGUAUCGAAUUAUUAUUACGCGUUUGUUCCUAACCUAGGGAAUUAUGACAAUAGUUCAUUACCCAACCACGGCGUUACAGUAAUCCCUCAAGCCCGACUCCAACAACCCCAGAAUGCUUCCAAUCAACUCUGGAUGGCUUAUUCGAGAUACCACCAAUCAAAAUCCUUUGAAACAGAAAAUCACUACACAGUUUGCACACUCUAUAACGCAUCCUACAAUAUCAACAUUAAUUUCGAAGAAGGAACCCAAACCGUUACUUCUCAAUCCCUCUCUGUACUUAACUCAGUCCCUUAUCCCGAUGUUAACACUCCACUCUCCAAAUCACUCAUGGUUCAACAUGCAUACUCAGCGUAUAUGUGGGCAAUUGCUGAUCUGAUGGUUGGUACCAUGGGUAUUUUCCAAGCUGCUCCUUCGGCUCCAGGUCUUCCAUCUACAUACUUUUCAGAAAUCACAACGCAGAUUGCUCAUACAUCUUUACUUGGUAGCUCGGAUUUAGAUGCUUUUUUUGAAAGGAAGAGUAAUGAUCCUUUGGGGAAUAAUAAUACGGCGGUUAGUGAUCAGAGAGCGCAGGAUAUUAGUUUGGCGGGAAAUGCGACUCUGGAAGCGUUGGUGGAGGAAUUAGCUUGGAAUGUCACGUGUGGGUUUCUUAAUAGUAAUUUGUUGUCCCCUUCCACGAAUACUUCAGUCCUUUCCACGACCUCCAUAAACAUAUACGCCUACCAUUCCUCUACUCUUCUCCUCUCAUACGGUAUAGCAAUAUUCGUAGCACUCAUCGCCAAUUCUCUGGGCGCAUACGCAUAUCAUAUCAAUGGACGUUCGCAUAAUAAAAGUUUCUCAGCCAUCCUGGCAGCGACGAGGGAUAGUGAGUUUGGAAGAUUAUUACCUGGGGGAGUGAGAGGGAAGAUUCCAUUACCCGAAUGGGUGUUGGAGACACAGUUGAGAUUUGUGGAUGUUGAUGGUGGUGGAGUCGAUGAGUGUGGGAUGGGUGGAAAGAAAGGGGGAGGAAGAGAGUUUAGAGUGGUGGGAAUGAGGAAGGGGUAUGAGGCUAGAAGGGAAACUGAUCCCGUGGGGGUAUUUUCAGAGAGGUGAUGAGUUAUGAUU
Molecule: messenger RNA, 2922 nt
Organism: Botrytis porri
Lineage: Eukaryota; Fungi; Ascomycota; Leotiomycetes; Helotiales; Sclerotiniaceae
Exons: 4
Coding region: 586-2910 (774 amino acids)
Source: RefSeq, a predicted model, not a curated record